GCGGCGAGGGGCGGGUCACGUGACCGGGUUUAAAUCUCCCGCAGCCGGAGCCGCGGGGGCGCCAGAGCCGCGAGUCGGGCGGGAGCACAGGAGGCGAGGGGCGGAGGGCCAGAGAGGCAGUUGGAAGAUGGCGGACGAGGCGGCGCUCGCCCUUCAGCCCGGCUGCUCGCCCUCGGCGGCGGCGGCGGCGGCGGCGGCCGACGGAGAGGCCGCGUCGUCCCUCACCGGGGAGCCGCUCCGCAAACGGCCGCGGAGAGACGGUGCCGGCCUCGGCUGGAGCCCGGACGACGUCGGCGGGCCGGCCCCCGAGCGGGAGGUGCCGGGGGCGGCCGGGGGCUGCCCGGCGGCGGCGGCGGCGGCGUUGUGGCGGGAGGCGGCGGCGGGCGGGGAGCGGGAGGCCCCGGCCCCGGCGGCGGCGGCGGCGGCGGCGGAGGCCGGAGAAGGAGACAAUGGGCCCGGCCUGCAGGGCCCGUCUCGGGAGCCGCCGCCGGCCGACGACUUCGACGACGACGACGACGAGGAGGGCGACGAGGAGGAAGAGGCGGCGGCGGCGAUUGGGUACCGAGAUGACCUUCUGUUUGGUGAUGAGAUAAUCACCAAUGGUUUUCAUUCCUGUGAAAGUGAUGAAGAUGAUAGAGCCUCCCAUGCAAGCUCUAGUGACUGGACUCCAAGGCCACGAAUAGGCCCAUAUGCUUUUGUUCAGCAGCAUCUCAUGAUUGGUACAGAUCCUCGAACAAUUCUUAAAGAUUUGCUACCGGAAACUAUCCCUCCACCUGAGUUAGAUGAUAUGACACUGUGGCAGAUUGUUAUUAAUAUACUUUCAGAGCCACCAAAAAGGAAAAAAAGGAAAGAUAUUAAUACAAUUGAAGAUGCUGUGAAAUUACUGCAAGAGUGCAAAAAAAUAAUAGUUCUAACUGGAGCUGGGGUGUCUGUUUCUUGUGGAAUACCUGACUUCAGGUCAAGAGGUGGUAUUUAUGCUCGCCUUGCUGUAGACUUCCCAGACCUUCCAGAUCCUCAAGCAAUGUUUGAUAUUGAAUAUUUCAGAAAAGAUCCAAGACCAUUCUUCAAAUUUGCAAAGGAAAUAUAUCCUGGACAAUUUCAACCGUCUCUGUGUCACAAAUUCAUAGCCUUGUCUGAUAAGGAAGGAAAACUGCUUCGCAACUAUACUCAGAACAUAGAUACACUGGAACAGGUUGCGGGAAUCCAAAGGAUAAUUCAAUGUCAUGGUUCCUUUGCUACAGCAUCUUGCCUGAUCUGUAAAUACAAAGUUGACUGUGAAGCUGUACGAGGAGAUAUUUUUAAUCAGGUGGUUCCUCGAUGUCCUCGAUGCCCAGCUGAUGAACGUCUUGCUAUCAUGAAACCAGAAAUUGUCUUUUUUGGUGAAAAUUUACCAGAACAGUUUCAUAGAGCCAUGAAAUAUGACAAAGAUGAAGUUGAUCUCCUCAUCGUUAUUGGGUCUUCCCUGAAAGUAAGACCAGUAGCACUAAUUCCAAGUUCCAUACCCCAUGAAGUGCCUCAGAUAUUAAUAAAUAGGGAACCUUUGCCUCAUCUGCAUUUCGAUGUAGAGCUUCUUGGAGACUGUGAUGUCAUAAUUAAUGAAUUGUGUCAUCGGUUGGGUGGUGAAUAUGCCAAACUCUGCUGCAACCCUAUAAAGCUUUCAGAAAUUACUGAAAAACCUCCACGAACACAGAAAGAGUUGGCUCAUUUGUCAGAAUUACCACCCACACCUCUUAAUAUUUCUGAAGAUUCAACAUCGCCAGAAAGAACUUCACCACCAGAUCCUUCAGUGAUUGCCACAUUUUUAGACCAAGCAAUAAAGAGUAGUAUUGAUGAUCUAAAUGCAUCUGAAUCAAAAGAUUGUAUGGAAGAAAAACCACAGGAUGUACAAACUUCUACUAGGAGCAGUGAAAGUGUUACUGAACAGUUGGAGAGCCCAGAUUUAAAGAGUGUUAGCUCCAGUACCGUGGAGAAGAAUGAAAGAACUUCUGUUGCAGAAACAGUGAGAAAGUGCUGGCCUGCUCGACUUGCAAAGGAACAAAUUAGUAAACGGCUUGAUGGUAAUCAGUAUUUGUUUUUACCACCAAAUCGUUACAUUUUUCAUGGUGCUGAGGUAUAUUCAGACUCUGAAGAUGAUGUGUUAUCCUCUAGCUCUUGUGGCAGUAACAGUGAUAGUGGAACAUGCCAGAGUCCAAGUUUAGAAGAACCCAUAGAAGAUGAAAGUGAGAUUGAAGAAUUUUACAAUGGUUUGGAAGAUGAAGCUGAUAUUAAUGAGAGAGCUGGAGAAACUGGACUUGGAGCUGAUGGAGGUGAUCAGGAAGCAGUUAAUGAAGCUAUACCCAUGAAAGAUGAACCAACAGACAUUAAUUGUCCAUCAAACAAAUCAUAAUGUAAUUAUUGUCCAGGUACAGGAAUUGUUCCACCAGCAUUAGGACCUUUAGCAUGUCAAAACGAAUGUUUACUUGUAACUCAGUAGAACAAGGAAACCAGAAAGGUGUAAUAUUUAUAAACUGGCGAAAUAAUUGGGUUUUUUCCACGGAUAAUUUUUAACUUACUUAUUUCUGUACUUAACACUAACUUUUUUUUAAAAAGGGACUAAGUAUCUUUAAUCAGCUGGUUGGUUAGGAUUUUUUUUCAAAGCUUCAUUUGUAUGAUACAUCAAUAUGUAAAUAUAAUUUUGUUUUUGCAUAGUGAGUUCCAACGUUUUAAAGUUUUCAAAAAGCCAUUGGAAUGUUAAAUUAAUGGAAAGGGAACAGCUUAUCUAGACCAAAGAAUGGUAUUUUCACACUUUUCUUUGUAACAUUGAAUGGUUUGAAAUCCUAAAAUCUCUGUUCUGCUAAACUUGUGAUUCAUUAUUAGCACAAUUACCUAUUUUUAAACACUGGCAUUUUCCAAAACUUGUGGCAGCUAACUUUUUAAAACCUUCUGACGUGCAAUGUGAGUAGAAGAAAGUAUGUGGGGGAGCACUCAGUUGUCUUUGCUUUUUAAAGUAAGACUUGGUGCUAAGAAUUUCAGGAAUAUUGAAUAGUGUAUUCAAAUGAUGAUGGCUUUUGUACUUCCUGUGGACAUACAGUAAUGUCUAUUCUAUAUUGGCUCAUAAAACUAUACUGAAAAACAAAUAAAUGCUUUGGAAAUGUUUCAAUUGCUUUAGAAACAAUAGUGCCUGCCCAGAUCCCCUUAGUUUUGAGAAUAUUUGCCAUUGUUUUAAUACCUAUCACUGUGGUAGAGCUUGCAUUGAUCCUUUCCACAAGUAUUAAACUGCCAAGUUGUGAAUAUGCAAAGUCUUUAUGAAUCUAUAAUAAUGGUACUUCAACUGGGGAAGAGUGUAAUAUUUUGGACUGUUGCUUUUCUUUUCUUCCAUUAGUGAUGAGCAACAGGCUCCUAAUUAUGGUUCCAAAGUGAUAAGAUGUUAAUUAUAACUCAGCCAGUAAGUAUGUCUCCUGUUGGGAGGAUGGUUUAAUAAAUACCAAACUACUAGCUUAGUGUUAUGGAGAUGAACCUGAUGAACCUGUAAUAGCAGAAUAGUUAAUGGAUGUAAAAAAAAAUCCCUAUAAUGUGUCUUUAUUUAAAAGCUUAGCCUGCCUUAAAACUAGAGAUCAACUUUCUGAGCUGCAAAAGCUUCUAGCCUUUCAAAAAAGUUCAUACUUCAAAAAAAUUGCACAGUAGGCAUUUAUUUUCCAGACCUUUCUCAACAUUAGUACCAAAUUACUAAGUAUUCUCAUGUUGCUUCAUUACACUUUUUAAAAGGUUUGAAAUACAGCUGUUCUUUAAGUAUAAAUACAAACUAUGACGGUUAUUGCUACCAGAGGGGAAAAAUUUUAAUGAAAGGCCAUUUCCCUACCUUAAGGUGUCUGUCUACAUCUGAAUUUAUUUGGCUACACUAAAGAAUGCAGUAUAUUUAGCUUUCUGUUUGCAUGAUGUGUUUAUGUGCUAUAGAUAAUAUUUUAAAUCGAAAAUUUUGUUUUAAAUUAUUUUUACAGUGAAGACUGUUCUCAGCUCUUUUUAUAUUGUACAUAGUCUUUUAUGUAAUCUACGGGCAUAUGUUUUGUAGACUGUUUAAUGACUGGAUCUUCCUCCAAUUUUUGAAAUACAAAACCAGUGUUUUAUACUUGUACACUGUUUUAAAGUCUAUUAAAACUCAUUUGACUUUUUCAUGUUA
This is a messenger RNA of Sorex araneus (European shrew), 4156 nucleotides long. It is a transcript of the gene SIRT1, whose product is annotated as sirtuin 1. Gene Ontology annotation, molecular function: NAD+ binding. NCBI's taxonomy places the organism in Eukaryota, Metazoa, Chordata, Mammalia, Eulipotyphla, Soricidae. The transcript has 9 exons. Bases 128 to 2386 code for a protein of 752 amino acids. The record is from RefSeq and is a predicted model, not a curated record.